AUGUACGAUAAGAAGACAGGCAGUGAGAAAGGACCAAAGUUGAAUGGAUUGGAAAAGGUCAACAUUCAGCGGCUGGUUACGAGCAAAUCGCAGUGUAUUCUCCUCUGUCCAGUCUGUCGCAUUUUCACCGUCAGUGUGAACGCCUACUACUCUCACAUUAAGGGCGUUAAGCACAAGCGGGAGGUACAGUUGCGCGAAGAAAAAGACCUUCCGGCGUUGAGCAUCGUUCCAGAGUUUGUCAACACUAAUGUCGUUCCGCAGCUGAGAGAAGCGGUGAUCGAGGAGAUUACCCUCUUUGAAUCGAAGAUGAAAAUGGACCCUGACAAGUGGGCUGAAGAGCAGGCAAACAGGCCCGGUCCGGGACCUUCGAAGGCCGCCGAGAAGCUCGAUGAUAUGGACGCUUUUCAGAAGCCCAUCGGCGUCGAUUUUAUUGAGGAGGUGCUCAAUGAGAGCGGCAAGACGGUGUGCUACAUGUGCACCCUCUGUGAGGUGCGCUUCAACGACGCCAACGCCAAGGACUCGCACCUGAUUGGCCGAAAGCACCGCAUCACCUACAAGAAGAAGAUUGACCCGGCACUGAUCGUCAUGGAGGUGAAGAGUGAUCGGAAGCUGGUGGAGCAGAUGAGGCAGUGGGAGGCUCGUGCCGAGAACAACAUCGACAAUGCCCUCUACUCACAGGAUGUGAACCUGUUUGACGUUAACUGGGCGCAGUUCUUUGAGUGGCACAUUGAAGACCUCCAGGAGGACCUGCAGACCUUGAAGACGCAGCUCACGGCGAAUGACUCCUUCAGUCGGACUGUCUCCGACUGGCUAGUCCACUACCGCUACAACGCCAUCGCUGCGCCCAGGCAGAUGAUGGCCAGCCUCCACGAGGCUGUCUGCAUGGUGGAGGUCGCCUGUCUGAGCGUCGCCGAGGUCAUCAACUCUGCCUUUAUGGGCCUGACACAGGGUGACCUGGAUGAGGAGCGGGCAGAGAAGAGUCAGUCGAUUGACUUGGAGAAGUUUCAACAGAUGGUCGAUUCCAAUGAGUUUAUAGACUGCCUUAGUCAGUACGAGAAGAAGCAGCUUCAGCAGUCGCAGGAAAAACCACUGCCGCCGCCAAUGUUGCGCUCCAAUGUGAUGAAGUUUGUUCGCGUGCGAUCUCUCGGCAAGGGCUUCCUCCUGGCGGAUGAUGACCUCGUCGAUGUAGUGCUCUACUGCAACUUUUUCCCCACCAGCCAACUGAAGACCAUCUACGAGACGGUUCUGGCUGCCUACCUCAACUCAGUACAAUCAAAGUUUACCUUUGAACUGGCGAAGGAGCAGUCUGAGAAGGCUGCUUUUGUGCUUGUGGCCAAGUCCCUCUCGAGUGAGGAGCAGUUUCAGAUGUCCAUCAGGGCCACCUUUACCGCAGGCUUUAUUCGCAAUUGUCACCCACCUCUGGUUAACAGUAAGCUGAGUGAGGGUGUUAAUGAUCUGACUGUGUUAACGUAA
Rhagoletis zephyria (snowberry fruit fly) is the source of this 1473-nucleotide messenger RNA. NCBI's taxonomy places the organism in Eukaryota, Metazoa, Arthropoda, Insecta, Diptera, Tephritidae. The record is from RefSeq and is a predicted model, not a curated record.